Messenger RNA from Struthio camelus australis, 6376 nucleotides. RefSeq names its product phosphoinositide-3-kinase regulatory subunit 6 (gene PIK3R6). Gene Ontology annotation, molecular function: 1-phosphatidylinositol-3-kinase regulator activity. Gene Ontology annotation, cellular component: phosphatidylinositol 3-kinase complex, class IB. The record is from RefSeq and is a predicted model, not a curated record. NCBI's taxonomy places the organism in Eukaryota, Metazoa, Chordata, Aves, Struthioniformes, Struthionidae. Gene Ontology annotation, biological process: positive regulation of MAP kinase activity; G protein-coupled receptor signaling pathway.
AAUGCUUUUUCUCAUGUAAAAGAAGAUGGGAAGUGAUACAGUAUCAGCUACAGUUCCCACGCUCCCUCUCUGAGUACCUUCUUCCCUCAUCCUACUCGCUCCAAAGAAAAUCAGAGCCCCAAGAGUCUAGGUAAAGUUUGGGGUGUUGAGCUGCCAGAUAGAGACCCUGCAGGACACUGGCUAUAAAUGGGAACAGCAUCGGCUGUGGCAGUCCCCAACUGGAGGGGGUUGCCCAGUGCUAUUGAGCUUUUCCCACAGUUGUGAGGUGUGGGUCACUUAGAUGGCACCUCAUCAGCUGGCUGGGGCAACAGAGAUCGCCACAGACCCCCCAUUAACCAGGACUCAGCCGAGGCCCUGCAUGCAUGUCUCAUAGGGAUGAGCGUUCAUCCUUUGAGCUCAGCUGGAUCUGCCGGGGCCACACGUCUCUGUCGUGCUUCAGCCUGGGCUUACGCAGCCUUGGCCCUAACCAAGUCUCAGGACCCUGAGGGCACUAAUAGCCCUGAUGGUCCUGACUAGCCUCCCCUGACCCCCUGCCCAUGGGCGCAGGACCCCAUUUCAGCUCAGCCCAGGGCUUUCAGUCCCUACCCCAGUGACUCUGCAGCAGUGGUGCCACGGUCCUGCUCCUGCCUGGCCAUUGGCCCCACCGAUCCCGACCUUGACCCACGGGCUGAGUGCCUGGCCUCAGACUUGCCUCUUCGCCAUGGACUUGCUGGUGAUCUGGGCUCUUGCUUGAACCUGGCCAGUAGCUCUAGGUGUGCCCUGCUCACCCUGCUGGGGGUGAUGGGAUGGGCCCUGAUCAGUGAGGUCCUGUCCUGCCAGCUGGAUUACUCUCCGGCUCCCAGUCUCACAGGGAGCAGCUGGCCUGAGUGGCACCCUGACCCCAAGUCAUGAGUGGUAACAGUGUCCAGCCACGCUGAGUACAGCCUGGGCUGCUCUGACCCACAGCCCCCCACAUCUGGGAACAUAUCCACCACUGCCCAGAGACCGAGAAGUGACCACGGCUUCUGCCAAUGCAGUGACUAACUUUCCCGUGAAAGCUUCACCCAAGGACCCAGGUGUCCCUCAUCCAGCCCAUGCCUCCCUGCUGGUAGCCACACUAGCACGAGGAAGGCAACGACUGCUUUGCAUCGCCCAUCCUUGCCACAGAGACAGUGCUGACUUUGUGCAAAAGCAGAUGUGUGCAAAGCGUUCAGAGCUUUUCCAGGGGCGGGAGACGCUGGCAGACACACAAAAUACCGUUUAGAGCAGCAGAAAGACAGCAAGUUGGAAUGGGGAACUGGAAAAGUAUCUUGCUUUGGACAGACUCCUCCUUGUCUCUCGUAGCAACACUGUUUAUUUCUAGGCGUUGGGUAUGCAGCAUGUUCAGCUCUAUCUCUCCCUCGGCUGGGAGGUGUCAGUGCAAGAGAAGUUGCCUCCGCAGCCUUUUUGCGGGGUGGUCUGCAGCAAGGCACAGGAGCUCGGGCGAGAGCUGGUGGGAGAGACUGUGCCAGAUCCAAGCUCAGCGCUGCUGCCUUCGGCCAGGUUUGUGCUGGACCGGCCUGACCUGCACUGCUGGUUUCUGGAGAUUAGACAGAGGGCUAGGCUGAGCCCUCUUUCGCCUGCAUGUCUGGAAAGUGCUGAGUGAACGCGACCGGUGCUGUGACAGCUUUCUCCUUAAGGGACUUCUCUAUGAAAGAGGAAGUUGUCUUGAAAUAGCUCAGGCACUUCCCUUUUCACUUUGCAGACUUUGAAGCAUGCAGCAGAGACCCUGGCAAGGCGGCUGCUGGAUUACUAGCACUUGCAUGGAGUGACUUCCUGACUGGACAGAGCAGACCUGGUGAUGACUCCUCGAGGACUCUGCUCUGCCCCUUCACUCUGGAGGACGUCUCAGGUGCACGUAUGACUCUCCGAGCUCCCUGGUGCCGGCCCUGAAGAACAGGGAGAACAGGAACUUUGCUGUCUGUGUACAUGGAGAAGCUGCAGGUAGUUUUGAUGUUAUUACUGCUUUGACAUUGAUUCAAGACCCCCAGCUGCUGACUGCACACAUGACCUCCUUGCACACCCAGCAGACAGCUGGUAACUGCUUACUGUUCAAACCAGACAGAGUGAGACACAGGACCCAAGGCCAUGCCCGACUGGAAUGAGAGGGAGCUGCUGACUUGCCCUGCUGUCCGAGACACCCCGCGACCGCUGCACCUGUCCCCUGCUACAGCCCUGACCCAGCCAUGGAGAGCACAGAGGUGGAGUCGGAUAUCCUGCGCCGUGUGCGUACCCUGCUGCGAGAACUGGACGGACACCACCCGGCCUUCCAGUGUGACCGAGGGAUGCUGCGAUGGACCUUGCAUAAAAAGAUUGAUCAGAAUCCCAGCAACAGCUCCAUCCUGGUUAGAAUCCUGGUGAAAGAGCUAGAAAGGGCUGAAAGAGGUGACUACAGACAUUACAUCAUCCCCUUGCUGCAUACUCUGAUGUACGCACUGAUAAAGGCUCCCUGCAUCCCCGAAGAUCUCUGCAGCAGAGUGUAUGAUUUCUGUAAGAAAUUGCUCACCCUGCCCAAACCUUUCUGCACCAUUGGUUUGGACUAUGCUGUCAGGCUGAAAAUGGAAAGGACAACCCCAGGUAUGUUGUACCAAAGAAUGGUGAUUUCCGAACAAAGUCUUAAAAGCGACCCAUACCCUUAUCAGGAAAAGGUUUUCAUCUUUGCAGAUCCAGAGCUGCUCUCCGAAGCCAUCUGCAACGCACUGGUCACUGACAUGGAGGCUGCUCGGGUUUUCCAGAGCCCGCAGGUGUGCAUGUCUUACGUGAUCAUCCACGCCAUGCAGGCCGUCCUGGGUGAGGGCUGUGACGUCAAUGGCUUGAAGGGGAGCCUGCAGGACAUGCCCACGAGCGACAUAGAGCACUGGUUCCGGCAAGUGGUGGCGGCAGUUGAAUGUACAGGAAAGGAAGGGAGUGCAGACCGCAGCCAGCACGUGGCGAGGUUGGAGGAGAUUUACCACGCCAUUCUCGGCGCUGUGCCAGCAGAUGAUGCUCCCUUGGGCAAGCUCCAGGGUAUCCCUCUGCCCAAUCCCAACAUCAGCUUUCAUCUCUGGACAGAAGACGACCAGCUCUGGAAGGAAUUGGUGCUGUUCAUCCGCCCACCGUCGCAGAGCUGCGAGUCGGAUGCGCUGAGCCAGGACCUGGACAACUUUGAGAUCCAGGACAUCAUUUCAGAUUGCGAGUGCUGCAAGCAGACUCGCUUCUCUGUGCUCUCCACCGACAGUGGCAUCGAGCGGGAUCUGCCUGCAGCUGCUGAGGAGUCCAUAGCCCCUUGCAGCACCGAGACAGAGCAAUCUCGGCUCCAGAGGAAGGGUGGCAUCAAGAAAAAGUCAACCCUGCUGGAGAGCGUGGCCUUCCUGCAGGCUGGCUGCAACAGUCCUGGGGUGAAGCAGGUGAUGAAGCCGCAGAGGAGGCCAGGCAUCACCCCAGAACCUGCAGCCCCACUGCAGAGACUGCACACUGCCCGCAUCGUGCUGCUGGGGGAUGACAGGAUCCUGGGGCGCUUGGCCCAAGCAUAUCACUCACUGAGGAAACGAGAAACACGACGAGUUUUCCUGACUCCAAGGCUGAAUCUGCAGUUCUACUACAUCCCGGUUGUGAUGGGGCAACCAAAUACAUUGGCUGUUGCGAACUGCCCUGCUACUGGCCGUGAGGAGCUCUGCGAAGUGGCUGGGUACCUGGGCAGAGCCGACCCGUGGUACGAGAGCAACAUCAACACGCUGUGCCACAUGAUUCCUAAACUGGCCACCAUGCCUUCCUCUCCGAGUAAGCAUCUUGUGACUGAUCUGUUCCUCACUGAUGUGAUUGCAUACUAUGUCCGCAUGGGCAUCCAGCCCGUCUGCUUCCAGGUCUAUGCAGUGAAGAUUUUCUUCAAUGACCCAGCGCAGGAGCCAGCUGAGGACGUGUUCCUCACAGAGCUGCGCACCAGCAUGCAGGAUAGCAUCUCCCAGAGAGAAUUAGCCAUGUCCAAGAAGAAAACAACAUUGGAUGGCCCUGGCAUAGAUCUCACAGUAAUGUACAGAAAGGUGGUGGUGAGUGAUCGGGCAAAGGAGGUGGCAAUCUCCCUGCGCUCCACAGGACUGGUGAUGAAAGCCAUCCCUGCUGAUGAGGCUGAAGAUCUGCUGUGCCUGAAUGUGAACAUCACUGAAAUCAUCAAGAGCAACAACUUGUCAGGGAGGUCGUUCUCAGCUGCGGCAAACAGGUUGAAAACAGACAAUAUCAAAAUCAGGAGCACAGAGCAGAGGCCUUUCAUGCUGUGUCUGGACAAGGACAGCAGAAGAGCUUAUAGGAACGUGAUCAGCGUGGAAGCGUCUCCUUGCCUAGAGCCAAGCUACUGCUUGCAAAAGACAAGGACAAUGAAAUCCAACUUGCACGAAGCAGAGGAUGUGGGGCUUGUGAAAUACAUGCCCAAGUCUCUGCUAUUGCCCAUCAACACGUUUGCAGGCAUCAUCCAGUGAAGAAGUUAAGAAAAAGCAGAUGUGAGAGGAUGUGACACUGGGUCAUCAUAGAAGAAAUGGGAAAAGAAAACACACUAAAAGUCACUGACAGUGAUUUUACAAUGGUAAUGCUACUUCUAAAGCUGCAACAGUGGAGAUGGAUAGAGCUCAAGGAAAGGAAGCCAUGCUCUGGUGAAUGACAGUGAUGACUGCAGCUAACAUUCCCCUGCCAAGGGGCACGGUGUUGCUGAAGAACCAGCAAUUUUAACCUUUGGUGCAAGCUAGGAAAAACCUUUGAAAGUCUUCAUUUCAAGUGAAGGACUGGGGAAAACAUGGCUGAGGUGAUGGCUACUUGCUAUGGUUGUGGAACAAGGAGCAGGUUCUAUCAAUAAUAUUUAUUAUGGUGGUGUCUCCUAGCCCGAUAGGGGUCAGGGCCCUCUAGUUCCAGCAGAGCGAUAUAUUUGGGCAAAUUAGCGAUUAUUCCCUUGAUGUUGAUUGAAGAGACCACGUUACAAGCCUGACCACAGCUAAGAGAGUGUGUGUGUCCAAUGCAGCUUCUAUGGAAGUCAGUGGAAAACCCGCUGUUGUUUCAGGGGGCCACACAAAGUAACGACGGACGGUGCGAAACAGGGACGUGGGAAAUUUGGUGCAAUAUUUUGCAGUAAUGAACAGGACAAGAACAGCUCAGGCUGUGUAGGUAGUGCUGCAGAAUAUGCUCUUCACCUGCUGCUUGGUUGUGAAUGGCAGUAGGUUUACUCUAAGAACUUGGCCUUCUCUGAGCAGACAGAGGAGGUUGCGCAACAGGUCUUUGACUUCUGAGCUAUACUUCUGACAUCCCCUUGGGGCCUCGCUGUGGCUUCACUAAAUGACCUCUCAGUGUCUGGUCUGGAGAGUGUGCUGUAUCACUGAGCUUGGCCCGGUUUUCGCCACAUCGAGUUGCAUUCCUCCAGGUGUACAACCUUGCAGUCCUACCAGCAGUAGACCUCCUUCAUGAAGUCAACCAGUGGUAUCUCUGCCAUCCCAGUCUACCUUGCAGUCCUGCUUUGGACUAUAUCCACCACAUGGGUAAAAGAUGUAGAAGAGCAGAGUAGUGCCUAUGGGAUCGGUGGAGGAGUAGGAUACCUGGAACAUUUCUCCAUUUCUUUGCUGCUAUCAUGGUAUAGAAACCCUCCCCUGGUUUGCAGAUGAGCCAGGUUGGGCAAUGACAGCACAACUCCUGCUUCCACCCAGGCUCAAGCCAACUUACUUAACAGGAUGAUCGUGGGAGCAAUGACUGCAGGAGGCUCCUCUCUUCAUUCCAGUUUGUUGCAGACUGAAGCGAUGGAAGAAACACAAUGUGUAUUUUACUUUCUGAAUCUGAUCUGUGGUAACCAGGGUGUAUCCAGGGAGUUCUCCCUAAAUUCCCAGUGGAGAAGAUUUGGGGGCAUUCCUUCUAUGACACUAUCUUUUUUCAUUUUCUUGGAUCCCAAGUGGCCCCUUGACUGGGUGACCCUCAGUCAGGGGUGCCUACUCAGAUCAGCUACCUGAAUAAAGUCUCCUUUAGCUCUGUAUAUGUGCACAGUGGCUAUUCCCAGUCUUCUCCUGCUGCAAUCUCUAGGGAGUUCCUGGGGCCAGCUCUGCACUAUAAGGUGAUGCUGGCCCAGCUGCAGUUGCACUGGCAAACCCCUAGGUCAGCCCUGAUGGCUUGUGUCAGCUGGAGAAACGCUGCUGCACUGGGAUGAAGCUCAGAUUUUCUGCCACAGCUCUGGCCGUGGCAGGACAUGGGUGAGCUCAGCUAGGAGUCAUGGCUCUAGUUUAAGGUUAUGGUCACCGAAAAGACAGGUGCCUCCUGAGGACAGCUCAAUCCCUCCUCAGAAAGCUGCUGAAGCAAUGAAUCAACCUUGACCUGCUCCCUGAAUUGCACCCAAUACACACAGUGAGAGGGGCAG